Sorex fumeus (smoky shrew) is the source of this 1928-nucleotide messenger RNA. It is a transcript of the gene FN3KRP, whose product is annotated as fructosamine 3 kinase related protein. The transcript has 6 exons. The record is from RefSeq and is a predicted model, not a curated record. Bases 35 to 961 code for a protein of 308 amino acids. Lineage: Eukaryota; Metazoa; Chordata; Mammalia; Eulipotyphla; Soricidae.
CACCUCGGCGGUCGGUGUCUCCCGCGCAGCGAACAUGGAGGCAUUGCUGAAGCGGGAGUUGGGCUGCAGCUCCGUGAAGGCCACGGGUCAUUCUGGGGGCGGGUGCAUUAGCCAGGGCCAGAGUUACGACACGGACAAAGGACGAGUGUUUGUGAAAGUGAACCCGAAGGCCGAGGCUAAAAGAAUGUUUGAAGGUGAGAUGGCAAGUUUAACUGCCAUCCUGAAAACAGGCACAGUGAAAGUGCCCAAGCCCAUCAAGGUUCUAGAUGCUCCUGGAGGAGGCAGCAUGCUGGUGAUGGAGCAUGUGGACAUGAGAUAUCUGAGCAGUCAUGCUGCGAAGCUUGGAAGCCAGUUGGCAGAUAUGCAUCUAGAGAACAAGAAACUUGGAGACACACUCCAUAAGGAGGCCAGCACAGUAGGAAAAGGUGGGCAGAUAGACAGACCCUUUGUGAACCAGUUUGGGUUUGAUGUUGUGACGUGCUGUGGAUAUCUCCCCCAGGUCAAUGACUGGCAGGAGGAUUGGGUAGCAUUCUAUGCCCAGCAGCGUAUUCAGCCCCAGAUGGACAUGGUGGAGAAGGGGUCUGGGGACAGGGAGGCCCUAGAACUCUGGGCUGCUCUACAGUUAAAGAUCCCUGAUCUGUUCCGUGAUCUGGACAUUGUCCCAGCUCUGCUCCAUGGCGACCUAUGGGGAGGAAACGUGGCGGAAGAUUCCUCUGGGCCCAUCAUCUUUGAUCCGGCUUCUUUCUAUGGCCACUCAGAGUAUGAACUGGCAAUAGCCGGCAUGUUUGGGGGGUUUAGUAGCACUUUCUACUCUGCCUACCACAGCAGGAUUCCCAAGUCCCCCGGAUUUGAGAAGCGCCUUCAGUUGUAUCAGCUCUUUCACUACUUGAACCACUGGAAUCACUUUGGGUCAGGGUAUCGAGGUUCCUCCCUCAACACUAUGAGAAAUCUUCUCAAAUGAAUGUGUGCUUCCUGUGGGAGGGAGACUCCUGGGUUCAGGAGUUCCUUUAUGCAGCCGGGAUACAUCAAGUUGUACAUUUUCUUAGACUUCAUGGCGGAUAAAAACAGUGGAGGGACUGAAGCCAUAGUACAGUGGGCAGUUCCUCAGGAGGAAAUCCUGAGCACCACUGGGUGUGACCUAAAACAAAACAACAAAAGCCACACUAGAGAGGCCAGAGAGAUAGUACAGAAUAAAGCACUUGCUUUACAUGAAUCCAGUCCCAGUCUGAUCCCUGGCACCAGAAAUGGUCUCCCAAGCACUACCCAGGGUCACUCCCGAGUACAGAGCUAGGAAUAGCCAGGAAUAGCUCCUGAACACCACUGGUCUGGUCCAAAGCCCACCCCCAGCCCUCACCCUCACCCUUCGGGGGUGGAAAAAAAAAAAAGACUAGAAAUGUGAUGUGAGUAGAGGGACCUAUGAGAGUGGUGUGCAUCAAAUCUGCUGCCAUCCUGAAGCAGACAGGGAACCACAAGGCUGCCAGACACUGACCAGGCAAAGACCCUUUCCUGCAAGCAACUGAUAUUUGAGAUGAUGCAUCUUGAAGGGUAAGUCUUAGGCUAAGCAAUAAAUUAACUUAGCCCAAAUGUCCAAUUCCAAAAUUGAGCACAUUCCCUUUAUUUUCUUAGUUACCUCUGCCUCAGCUUGAGUGAGCAGGCCUGGAAACUGGUUCUGUGGAUGGCCAAACUGCUCCCUUGGGGUGUCCACUGUAUACUGGGGCCACUGACUUGCUCCUGUGAGCACCUGUGUUCUCUGUCAUUUUCUAAGCCUUGUCUAGUAUUUCUUUUACUAGAAAAUAUUUAAGACAAAUACUACUUCAUUGUUUUUUUCUCCUUCAGUUUUGCAUUAAUGAGAAAUAUUCAUAAAUGACGUUAAGGCUAAUAAACUUCAUAUGUGAAUAAAUUUUCUGUGAUUUCAGUGAUGUAGGAGA